UGCGUGCUCUGGAGAAGCUGCUGAAUUGCCGCUGCCCUUCGGAGGUACCAGCUACCACUCACCAGCCAAAUAAUCCCUCCGACGGCCUAAUGUACGGUGCUCCGUUUUGUUGUGAUGUUUAGUCGUGACUUGGGGCGGAAAAAACGAGAUGGCUACUCCCGCUCCCCCUCCUCCCCCUCCCUCCCCGCCAGCGCCAAGAAGACAUGCACACAUGCAUCUCCGCCUCCCCCAUCCGAACCCCCAAAUCCCCCAUCCGCACCCGAUCCGCGAACCUCUGUUUGCCAGCCCUGCUGCCGAUACCCCUCACUAACCCCAUUCCGGACCGGGCCAUCGAACAUGUCUGUUUGCUUGAGCGGGGGAUAUACGCUAUUGUCCUCGGAUGGAUAUGCAGAUCUCGGAAAGCGAUCAUGGCAAACAGUGACGACUUGAGCAGUAGUCGGGCCUCGAAGAAAGGAUCCUUUGUGGGAUUGGGAAUGGGAAUAAUAGGAGAAGGGAGAAGGGUAAGAGGUAGGAAGCAAGCAAACAACUACCGUUCAAUAUGCAACAUACCCUUCCUCGGCACGGCACUCUCUCAACUCGACUGCAUAGUUGAGACGGGUAAAAAUAUAAAAAGCGAUGGAGUGCCCAAACCACUGCAGCUUUCCCCCCUCCCCCCCUCCCUCCCGAGCACAACCCCUCCCCUCCCCGGGAAGCUCUCACGGAACGCAUCAAGGAUUCGUAUUCGUAUACACGAACCUAAGGCACAUACAUAGGUACUUACUGUAAGGUAUAUGCGGACCAAGAUCUGCCGUAGGGCUGGCU
Messenger RNA from Amorphotheca resinae ATCC 22711, 801 nucleotides. RefSeq lists its product as hypothetical. The transcript has 2 exons. The coding region runs from base 204 to 752 and encodes 182 amino acids. The record is from RefSeq and is a predicted model, not a curated record. NCBI's taxonomy places the organism in Eukaryota, Fungi, Ascomycota, Leotiomycetes, Helotiales, Amorphothecaceae.